AUGAUGGCCAGCUACCCCGAGCCGGAGGACUCCGCGGGGGCCCUGCUGACCCCGGAGAGCGGGCGGGCAGUCAAAGAGCCCGAGGCGCCUCCGGCGAGUCCCGGCAAGGGCGGCGGGACAGCACCCGAGAAGCCGGACCCCGCGCAGAAGCCCCCGUACUCGUACGUGGCGCUCAUCGCCAUGGCGAUCCGCGAGAGCGCCGAGAAGAGGCUCACCCUGUCGGGCAUCUACCAGUACAUCAUCGCCAAGUUCCCGUUCUACGAGAAGAACAAGAAGGGUUGGCAGAAUAGCAUCCGCCACAACCUCAGCCUCAACGAGUGCUUCAUCAAGGUGCCGCGCGAGGGCGGCGGCGAGCGCAAGGGCAACUACUGGACGCUCGACCCGGCCUGCGAGGACAUGUUCGAGAAGGGCAACUACCGGCGCCGCCGCCGCAUGAAGCGGCCCUUCCGGCCGCCGCCGGCUCACUUCCAGCCGGGCAAGGGGCUCUUCGGGUCCGGAGGAGCGGCGGGUGGCUGCGGCGUGGCGGGCGCGGGGGCCGACGGCUACGGCUACCUGGCGCCGCCCAAGUACCUGCAGUCGGGUUUCCUCAACAACUCCUGGCCCCUGCCGCAGCCGCCCUCGCCCAUGCCCUACGCCUCCUGCCAGAUGGCGGCGGCCGCUGCAGCAGCUGCGGCGGCCGCGGCAGCCGCCGGCCCGGGCAGCCCCGGUGCAGCCGCGGUAGUCAAGGGGCUGGCGGGCCCCGCCGCCUCCUACGGGCCGUACUCGCGCGUGCAGAGCAUGGCGCUGCCGCCGGGCGUCGUGAACUCCUACAACGGCCUGGGGGGCCCUCCCGCCGCGCCCCCGCCGCCGCCGCACCCCCACCCGCACCCUCACGCACAUCAUCUGCACGCGGCCGCCGCACCCCCGCCAGCUCCGCCACACCACGGGGCUGCCGCGCCGCCCCCGGGUCAGCUCAGCCCAGCUAGCCCGGCCACCGCCGCGCCCCCGGCACCCGCGCCCACGAGCGCGCCCGGCCUGCAGUUCGCCUGCGCCCGGCAACCCGAGCUCGCCAUGAUGCAUUGCUCUUACUGGGACCACGACAGCAAGACGGGCGCGCUGCACUCGCGCCUGGAUCUCUGA
Molecule: messenger RNA, 1119 nt
Organism: Peromyscus eremicus (cactus mouse)
Lineage: Eukaryota; Metazoa; Chordata; Mammalia; Rodentia; Cricetidae
Gene: Foxl2
Product: forkhead box L2
Exons: 1
Coding region: 1-1119 (372 amino acids)
Biological process (GO): cell differentiation; anatomical structure morphogenesis; regulation of transcription by RNA polymerase II
Molecular function (GO): RNA polymerase II cis-regulatory region sequence-specific DNA binding; DNA-binding transcription factor activity, RNA polymerase II-specific
Source: RefSeq, a predicted model, not a curated record